AUGGGUUUAUUUCACUUAGCAAACUGUCUAGUGUUGGCUACUGGUCCUCACUUGCUGGUAUACAAGUCUAGUGGGAUACCAGAAAAUGAUGCUUUUUGGCCCUGUUGCAAAAUUGCAUGCGUGUACGCACUUACACAAAUUUUGAAGUUUUUUCUGGUCACCUUAGCUCCUCAUACCUAUUUACCUAAGGGAGAUUCUAUGACAUUUGAUGUUUUUGGUAUAGUAUUGGAGAUAAUAGUAAUCACUAUGAUUGUACGUGGAUCACUUUGUAGAAGUGAGUUCAAUGUAGUAGCAUCCAGUGUAGGCUGGUCGAUCGCUUCAUUAGUAGCCACAAGAUAUGUCCCGAUUUGGGUUGGCACGCGUGGACUAGAAUUCGACUGGAAAUAUUUGUGUUUGAGUUACGAAGCAAACUUAGAUUUGGUUGAUACAUUUGUGAUGUUUUAUUCUGUUUGGUUACUGUCACGUCGCUCAGGCCCUACUUGGAGCACUCUAUUGGGCCUUCUCACCGUUGUGGCGGGGCCAGCUAAAAGUAUACUCUAUGCAUUAUUAUCCCACGAAAUUGAGAACAUCUUCGUAACUCUCACGAUAAAGACAAUCAUUUGCAUUAUCUUUGGAAUUACAACUAUGAUAAUACGAUUACAAAGACAUACUGAUCGAAGUGAAACCCGGGAAUCGCAAGGAUUAUUCACCAUUAUUCGUUUGUUAUACCAGUUGAUAACGGGACGAUACAUAUGUGCGUACAAAAGUCGAGGCUCAAAAUCCAGCUCAUCAGUGUUUCUCAAAAAUGUAAAAUGA
This is a messenger RNA of Schistosoma guineensis, 795 nucleotides long. Lineage: Eukaryota; Metazoa; Platyhelminthes; Trematoda; Strigeidida; Schistosomatidae. The record is from the annotation of a GenBank genome assembly.